Molecule: messenger RNA, 500 nt
Organism: Aureobasidium pullulans EXF-150
Lineage: Eukaryota; Fungi; Ascomycota; Dothideomycetes; Dothideales; Saccotheciaceae
Exons: 2
Coding region: 89-340 (83 amino acids)
Source: RefSeq, a predicted model, not a curated record
GACUCGCCGUGCGGUGGGAACGGAUAAAAGGAGCUCUUGUGUACACCAUUGCUAACUCCCGCAUCAACAUCCUCAACAGCACCACAACAUGCUGUCAUUACUUAAGGCCGCCAUCGAGGCCGAAGCCGCUACUCGUGCUGCCAACGCCGGCACCACCACCGCCCCUCCGGUCUCUGACCCCGAGGAGGCACGCAGAAGACAAGACCUCGUCCGCGGGAUGCGCACACUUGCUGCUCGCACCAAGGAAGAGCAGGCUGCCACUACCGCUGCUGCUGGCCCUCCUCUCAGUCUUCGUCGCAAUUCCUGCUCUGGAGCUCUCCCAUCUCAGAACAAGAAGUAAGCGCUCAUAGCGAGUCGCUGAACGAAGUCACAAGGGCAUGAGGCUCGGAAGGAGUCAAGGAACAGAGGAUAAUGGUGAACAAUCAAGACAUUUCCCCAACCCAAUACUUGUGCUUUCUUGCUCCAUGUUUCAACGUGCCGUGUGAUGUGACGAUCAACCU